Messenger RNA from Plectropomus leopardus (leopard coralgrouper), 1311 nucleotides. RefSeq names its product homeobox B5b (gene hoxb5b). NCBI's taxonomy places the organism in Eukaryota, Metazoa, Chordata, Actinopteri, Perciformes, Serranidae. Gene Ontology annotation, cellular component: nucleus. Gene Ontology annotation, molecular function: RNA polymerase II cis-regulatory region sequence-specific DNA binding; DNA-binding transcription factor activity, RNA polymerase II-specific. Gene Ontology annotation, biological process: regulation of transcription by RNA polymerase II; anterior/posterior pattern specification. The record is from RefSeq and is a predicted model, not a curated record.
AUGAGCUCUUACUUUGUAAACUCGUUCUCAGGGCGCUAUCCAAAUGGCUCCGACUAUCAGUUACUAAAUUAUGGGACUAACGGCGCUGUGAGCGGUUCCUUCAGAGACCCUGGCACCAUGCACUCCGGGUCUUUCGGCUACAACUACAAUGGCAUGGACCUAACCGUGAACCGCACCAACACCGGCAGCCACUUCGGGGCCGUGAGAGAGGAUGCCCGGGGAUUCGCGCCGGACGCCCGCUACAGACAGACGCCCAACUGCUCUCUCUCGUCUCCAGAUCCGGUGCCGCCGUCGUGCGCCACGGCCAGCCGGGAGCCGCUGGAACUAAAAAGCCCCUCUCCACCUUCUGACCGGAGCUCGACCUCGAGCGGCAACAAAAGCAACAACGCGGCUCAUUUCACGGAGAUAGAGGACGCCACGGUCGCCUCCGAGACCGAGGAGGGCGCGCACAGCAGCGGCGGCGGAUCCAGCACGGCACCGCGGGCGCAGCAGCAGCAGCAGCAGCACCAAGAUCCCAACGCCACCUCCUCCACUAACACAUCAAAUGAUUGCCAAUCGCCACAAAUAUUCCCCUGGAUGCGGAAACUGCACAUAAGCCAUGAUAUGACUGGACCUGAUGGGAAAAGGGCCCGAACCGCGUACACCCGGUACCAGACGCUAGAGCUGGAGAAAGAGUUUCACUUCAAUAGGUACCUAACCAGGCGGCGGAGGAUAGAGAUAGCCCACGCCCUGUGUCUUUCCGAAAGACAGAUCAAAAUCUGGUUUCAGAACCGCAGGAUGAAGUGGAAGAAGGACAAUAAACUGAAAAGCAUGAGUCUUGUGACAGGAGGCAGCGCCUUCCACAACUGAAUAACUUUUUGGUUGAAGCGUAAAAAACAAAUAAUUAAAAAAAAAGCAGAGAAAAAAGAAUUCAUGAGUACUGUAUUUGAAAAGCGCAGCACCUUCCAGCAUGCCAUUGUGAUAGAAAAAGAAGUAUUCUGUGGUCUUAAGAAAAGAAAAUGCCAUUUUUAGUUGUUGUAGCUUAUAGAUGUCCUAUUUGGAAGAUGUAAAUAUUAUUGGGGGUAAUAAUUGUCUUUUUUGCUCUUUCUCUCCCUCUAUCUCUCUUGAAGGUGUUUCAACUUGAGCUCUUUAUUGUGUGACGGUCUAACAGGAGUAAAAUUCAUUGUACAGUUACAAAAAAGAAAAGAAAAAAGAAAGAAAAAAGUUUCCAAACCAUAUGCUGCUCUUCAUUGAAUGUAAUGUAUUCCGGGGGCCAUAAAAAGCGCUUUAGUGUAACUGCUAUUUCUGAUCUUGUGGCCACAUCCAUAAAAG